This is a messenger RNA of Meloidogyne enterolobii, 1082 nucleotides long. NCBI's taxonomy places the organism in Eukaryota, Metazoa, Nematoda, Chromadorea, Rhabditida, Meloidogynidae. The record is from the annotation of a GenBank genome assembly.
AUGUCAUUUCCAAAAUCUGACGACCUCCUUUCAUUAACAACUUCAGACUUAACAAAAUUAAUUCCGGGCACUCAACAUUCAUUCCAAACUUUAAUUAAUCAAUUAAUUAAUUCAAAUGGAUUUUUAAAUAAAUUAAAAAAUAAAAAAAUAAAAUUAAUAAAAUCUUUGCCAAUUGACGGCCAGGGAUUAAUGUCCCAUACUUUUAAAAUUUGUAUUUUAUUAGAAGAAAAUGAAGAGGAAGAAUUUAAUGCAAUAUUAAAGGUUACAACAACACAAAAAUUGGAAAGAUUUAGACCUGGAGAAAUUAAAGCUUUUGAUAAUGUAUCAAGUAUAAUAUUUGAAUUUUGUCAAGCUGAGGCUGAUUUUUAUGAAUUAAUAAAAUCAGCAAUUCUUCAAUUAUCUAAAUUACACGCUUCUUCAAUGCUUUUACCUUCAGAAAUAAUUAAAAAAUUUAAUUUACAACAUUAUGGUGAUAUUAGAGGGAUAGAAGAGGAUAUUUUAGAUAGAGUAUUGAAUAUUGGAUCCUCUUAUUUUCUUUGUCAUCAAAAAAUACUUUUGGCUUUUUUAAAAAAGCACAACAAAUUAAAGACAGAUUUACAUACUAAAUAUGGUAUUCCCCCAGUUCUUUGUCAUGGAGAUUUUUGGGCUAAUAAUUUAUUUUUCUCAAACAAAAAUGAAAAACUUUCUGCUAUUUUAGAUUGGCAAACACCCCACGCAAAUACAGGUUUAAAUGACAUUCUUCGUUUAAUUUUUACUGGCGUUAAUUCUCAAUUAAGAAAAGAAAAAUUUUGGGAAUGGAUAGUAAGUAAAGUGGAAAAUCUCUCUCUAAUAAAUAAAUAUAUCAUCACACCUCAGAGCCGAAUUUAGAAAAAUGUAGGGAAAAAUAAUUAUGCGAGGAGUAAGGUUGGCGGAUAGUUGGAAAUCUUCGAAUAUCCGGAUCCGACAACCUUAGUGAAGAGGCAAAAAUGUAUUUAUUAGAGAGAGAUGUUUGUGAUUGUAAAAAUAAAUAAAUAAUUAAUUUAAAAAAAAGAAUUUAUAUUUUGAUAAUUUACAAAAAGAAAGUCAGAAAUUGGGUAUUUCAA